Effrenium voratum is the source of this 1321-nucleotide messenger RNA. The record is from the annotation of a GenBank genome assembly. Lineage: Eukaryota; Dinophyceae; Suessiales; Symbiodiniaceae.
GUCCUUGGAUCUGGUCCUUGGGUCGGAUCCUCAACGGGUCCGAGCGAGAUCUGCCAGGUAGAUCAUGGCGCUCCAGGAGAGGCACCGAUGGAUGGCGGCCAACGUGGCCGCGGCCUUUGGCAUGUCGGACAGGGUCCAUGUCGUCGAACAAGUCCUGGGCGAGUACAACAACUUGAAGAAGUUAAACGACUUCCUCGAGGGAAAGAGCAAGCACAAGCACGUUUUCGUGUACUAUCAGCGGCCUGACGUCAUCAACGACGCCAACGAACUAGUAGAUGCCAAAGGGGAUGCAAAGCUCAUGAUUACCACGGGCGAGCACGAAGAUGUGAGGAUCAAGAACAGAGCUGUUUACUUCCUCCGAAACGUCGCGGACUCGAAGCCCGUGAAGGCGGACGUGGCCUCAGACGGCGACCUGCUGUUCGGGGAGAUGGCAGCCUCGCCGCUGGAGAGUCUCAACACAGGCCUGCUGGACGUGUUCAAGCCGCUGGUGAGCCAGGUUUCCACGGAUUGGUCCUCCUGCGAGCCGGAGCAGGCAAACGAGUUCAAGACAACCUUCGAGAAGUUCACUAUCGAGUUGUCGCAGGGCAUCCAGUCCCUGUCGGGGGGCAUCGACCUGCCGAGCCCGGAGCCCACGGAGGUGGAUUUGCGGAACCAGACGCUGAACGACGUGGCAAAGGACCACCCCGAGUUGGUGACCAAGUACGGGCAGCUCUUGGAGGUGUGGUGCCGCCAGAUCGAGCAGUAUCUGGAAACCACACUGGAGGGCCAGCAGAAGGACUCUGGAGAUGCCGGCCCCCGCACAGAGCUGGACUUCUGGCGGAAUCGGCUUCAGAAGAUCACCUCCAUCACCGAGCAGCUCAGGACAAAGGAGAGGAAGAUGGUUUUCGGCUUGCUGCGCACCAUCACAAAUGCGAGCCAGGAGGUGGCGCCGAAGAAUCGCCAAUCUGUGUUCAAUACGCUGCGCAGAUGGAAGCAGAUUGAGAUCGCCAUCACGGAAGCCUUCAACGAGGCCAAAGACAACGUCAAAUAUCUCACCACCUUAGAGAAGUUCAUCGAGCCCUUGUACACCGGCACGCCCAGCACCAUCAUCGACACGCUGCCAGCAUUGAUGAAUGCGGUGAAGAUGAUCCACACCAUCGCCCGGUAUUACAACACCACUGAGCGCAUGACCAACCUUUUUGCCAAGAUCACCAACCAGAUGAUCACCAACUGCAAGGAGUGCGUCCUGGAAGGCGAGGAGUCGGAAUCCUUGUGGCACAAAGAUCCGCUGGUGCUCAUCAAGAACCUGUGGUCCUGCAUCCGCCUCAACGAGGAGUAUCAG